Molecule: messenger RNA, 3603 nt
Organism: Hyaena hyaena (striped hyena)
Lineage: Eukaryota; Metazoa; Chordata; Mammalia; Carnivora; Hyaenidae
Gene: PDE10A
Product: phosphodiesterase 10A
Exons: 22
Coding region: 1-3162 (1053 amino acids)
Biological process (GO): negative regulation of receptor guanylyl cyclase signaling pathway; signal transduction
Molecular function (GO): protein binding; 3',5'-cGMP-stimulated cyclic-nucleotide phosphodiesterase activity
Source: RefSeq, a predicted model, not a curated record
AUGGCCAGCCCCGCGGAGCCGCUGGCUCCCCGCCCCCAGGCCCCCCUGCCGGCGGCCGCGGACGAGCCCGGCUCGGGCCCCGGCAAACUCCGCCCGGAGCCCAGGCGCGGCGCGGCCGGCGGGGGGAGCGCGGCGGGCCCGGGUCCGGCCCCCGAGCGGCCUGGCGGCGGCCGGGCCGAGCGCGCCGCGCCCCCGCGCCCGCACCCCGCCCCCGCAGGCCUCGCGGGGGACCCGGGCGCCCCGUGCGCGCGCGGCGGCGGCGGCGGCUGGGUCUCGGCCCGCACUCCCCUCGCGCUCGCCCUCUCCUCCCCUGUCCCCUCCCCCGCUCCAUCUUCCUUUUACUUCUGGCCGCCGCCCCCCCCGCCCCCUCCUUCUCUUCUCCCCUCCUCAUCUGCCUUUCACCUCCCCGUGCGUCUCCCAGGAAGGGAGGGCGCGGCGGCGGCGGGCGGCGGCGGCGAUGCAGGCGGCGGCGCACCGGCGGCAGCUGCCCUGAGCGCCCCUCCCGGCGGCAGUCCCCGCGGCGGCGGCGGGCGGCGGCGGCUCUUCCUCGGCUCCGCGCUCCAGGGCUUGCUGCGCCCGGGCCGCGCCGCGCUCCGGCUGCCGCUCGGCCCCGCCGCCCGCCGCGCGGGCUCCCCCGGCUUCGCGGCCGCCGGCGGGGGCUGCCCCGGCCCCGGCCCCGGCCCCGGCCCCGGCGGCGGCGGCGGCCGGACUCCGCGGCGGCCCCGAGGCGCCGGCUUCGCCCUCGCCGCCGCGUCCCCCCUGCUCCUCGGCUCCGACAUGGAAGAUGGACCUUCCACUAACGCGAGCUGCUUCCGAAGGCUGACGGAGUGUUUCCUGAGCCCCAGUCUGACAGAUGAAAAAGUGAAGGCAUAUCUUUCCCUUCACCCCCAGGUAUUAGAUGAGUUUGUAUCUGAAAGUGUUAGUGCAGAGACCGUAGAAAAAUGGCUGAAGAGGAAAAACAACAAAUCAGAAGAUGAAUCGGCUCCUAAGGAAGUCAGCAGGUACCAAGAUACGAAUAUGCAGGGGGUUGUAUAUGAGUUAAACAGCUACAUCGAACAGCGGCUGGACACAGGUGGGGACAAUCAACUCCUCCUUUAUGAGUUGAGUAGCAUCAUUAAAAUAGCCACAAAAGCUGACGGAUUUGCACUGUAUUUCCUUGGGGAGUGCAAUAAUAGUCUGUGUGUGUUCACCCCACCUGGAAUCAAGGAAGGGAAACCCCGGCUCAUCCCUGCUGGGCCCAUCGCCCAGGGCACCACCAUCUCUGCCUACGUGGCCAAAUCCAGAAAAACGUUGCUUGUGGAAGACAUCCUUGGGGAUGAACGAUUUCCAAGAGGUACUGGACUGGAGUCAGGGACUCGUAUACAGUCUGUUCUUUGUUUACCGAUUGUCACUGCAAUUGGUGAUUUGAUUGGUAUCCUUGAGCUGUAUCGGCACUGGGGCAAAGAAGCCUUCUGUAUGAGUCACCAGGAGGUCGCGACAGCAAACCUCGCCUGGGCUUCAGUAGCAAUACAUCAGGUGCAGGUAUGCAGAGGCCUUGCCAAGCAGACCGAAUUGAAUGACUUCCUACUUGACGUAUCAAAGACAUAUUUUGAUAACAUAGUUGCAAUAGACUCUCUACUUGAACACAUAAUGAUAUAUGCAAAAAACCUGGUGAAUGCAGACCGUUGCGCACUUUUCCAGGUGGACCAUAAGAACAAGGAGUUAUAUUCAGACCUUUUUGAUAUCGGAGAGGAAAAGGAAGGAAAGCCCAUCUUCAAGAAGACCAAAGAGAUCAGAUUUUCAAUUGAGAAAGGAAUUGCGGGUCAGGUGGCGAGAACGGGGGAGGUCCUGAACAUUCCAGACGCCUAUGCGGACCCACGCUUCAACAGAGAAGUGGACUUGUACACAGGAUACACCACGCGGAACAUACUGUGCAUGCCCAUCGUGAGUCGGGGGAGUGUCAUCGGUGUGGUGCAGAUGGUCAACAAGCUGAGCGGUAGCGCCUUCUCGAAAACGGACGAGAACAACUUCAAGAUGUUUGCGGUCUUCUGCGCGCUAGCCUUACACUGUGCCAAUAUGUACCACAGGAUCCGACACUCGGAGUGCAUUUACCGGGUGACGAUGGAGAAGCUGUCCUACCACAGCAUCUGUACCGCCGAGGAGUGGCAAGGCCUCAUGAGCUUUAACCUCCCGGUGCGCCUCUGCAAGGAGAUUGAAUUAUUCCACUUUGACAUUGGUCCUUUUGAAAACAUGUGGCCUGGAAUUUUUGUCUACAUGGUCCAUCGGUCCUGUGGGACAUCCUGCUUUGAGCUUGAAAAGUUGUGUCGCUUCAUUAUGUCUGUGAAGAAGAACUACCGGCGGGUUCCGUAUCACAACUGGAAGCACGCAGUCACCGUGGCGCACUGCAUGUACGCCAUACUCCAGAAUAACCACGGGCUCUUCACCGACCUGGAGCGCAAAGGACUGCUGAUUGCGUGUCUGUGUCACGACCUGGACCACAGGGGCUUCAGUAACAGCUACCUGCAGAAAUUCGACCACCCCCUGGCCGCCCUCUACUCCACGUCCACCAUGGAGCAGCACCACUUCUCUCAGACCGUGUCCAUCCUGCAGCUGGAAGGGCACAAUAUCUUCUCCACCCUCAGCUCCAGCGAAUACGAACAGGUGCUUGAGAUCAUCCGCAAAGCCAUCAUUGCCACAGACCUUGCUUUAUACUUUGGAAACAGGAAACAGCUGGAAGAGAUGUACCAGACCGGAUCGCUAAACCUUAAUAAUCAAUCACAUAGAGACCGUGUCAUUGGUUUGAUGAUGACUGCCUGUGAUCUUUGUUCCGUAACAAAACUGUGGCCAGUUACAAAAUUGACAGCAAAUGAUAUAUAUGCAGAGUUCUGGGCUGAGGGUGACGAGAUGAAGAAGCUGGGAAUCCAGCCCAUCCCCAUGAUGGACAGAGACAAGAAGGACGAGGUCCCCCAGGGCCAGCUGGGUUUCUACAACGCCGUGGCCAUCCCCUGCUACACCACCCUCACCCAGAUCUUCCCGCCCACCGAGCCCCUCCUGAAGGCGUGCAGGAAUAACCUGAGCCAGUGGGAGAAGGUGAUCCGAGGGGAGGAGAGUGCCGUGUGGAUCUCAUCCCAGCCGGGGGCCCAUGCGCCGUCCGACAAGCCACUGGCAAAGACAGAAGACUGACCGCUGCUUGACCAGCUGCCCCACCGAAGACGCCCGUCUUGCUUCUCUGACUUUUCUUCCUUUUAUUUUCGUGGGAGGAAACCUACACCUGGUAACUCGGCUGCAAGCCUCUUCGAGAAGCUUCCAUCAGGAAACACGGCAAGCGGAUGGCUCCCUGCCAGGCUCGUCUGUAACGCUUCGUGGACGACAAUCGGCCAGGACCACCCCGUGACCAGAGCAGCUGGCCACGCGCGACCCCACGUGACCUGUGACCAGGCCUUCUCUAAUGGGCUCAUACUGCUGAGGCCUUAAUGGAAAAGGACAACAGUUAUUCAGAAGGGGGUACUUUUCCGCUGUAUCUUCGUAAGGAGGGGUGAACGUGGUACUAUUAUGAUAUUGUACUUUGGCUUUAACACCCAUGUUGCUUUGAUGUUGUUGGUUAUAAAUAGGAAUUUUUACAUA